AUGUUUUUUAGGUUCGUCUCAGUUGACGAGAUGACAUCGCAUCAUCGUAAACGUGAUCUUUUCCCGCAGUCGGCUUUGUCUGCUGCGACUUCACGCCCUAGCUCGGAUGUUCACAUCCAGGUCAGUCCGGAAUCGGAGCUGAACUAUGCUCGCUUGAUGCAGUUCAACUCAUGCUACGAAGCAAUGCCAACGAGUUCGAAAAUGGUCGUCUUCGACACCAAUCUGCAGCUCAAAAAAGCAUUCAAUGGACUUAUUUACCAAAACACGCGACAUGUUUUAUUAUCCGAUGCAGAGAAAGACAAUGCUAUUGUUGGUAUAUUAUCUGUAACAGACUUUAUUCGAGUUUUGCUUCGGUUGAAUAAUUUGCUGAAGGCAGCUCAACUACUCAGCAAGCAUCGGAUACAUCGUUUGCCUGUAAUGGAUCCCUAUGAUGGCAGUCCGCUGUUCAUUUUAACGCAUAAACGAAUUCUCAAGUUCCUCUGGCUCUUUGGACAGACGCUAUCGAUUCCCGAUCACCACACAAAAAGCUGCAAGGAACUCGGCGUAGGAACUUUCGAUGGAAUCCGUGUU
Messenger RNA from Gongylonema pulchrum, 570 nucleotides. Lineage: Eukaryota; Metazoa; Nematoda; Chromadorea; Rhabditida; Gongylonematidae. The record is from the annotation of a GenBank genome assembly.